AUGGCGUUGUUUUGUCCGCUGUGCCACAGCAUUUUAUACUUUACGUCUAAGUCGCAAACCUCUUCGUGCUUCGCUUGUCUGCGUUGCAGCUACGAGCUGCCGGUGUCCCGGCGUUUCCACAAGUCUACUGUCUACACGCAGUUCGAGAAGGAGGUUCCGCGUAGCCCGCACAGCGCUAACGAGUUUGAGCAUGCGCCUAAGAUCAUUGCUGUUUGCCCGUCUUGCCACAACAAAGAGGCGUACUUCAUGAGCAUACAAACCCGCUCGGCCGACGAGCCGAUGACGCAGUUUUUCGUUUGCACAGCAUGCCGCCACCGUUGGAAGGAGUAG
Molecule: messenger RNA, 330 nt
Organism: Babesia bigemina
Lineage: Eukaryota; Apicomplexa; Aconoidasida; Piroplasmida; Babesiidae
Product: transcription factor S-II protein, putative
Exons: 2
Coding region: 1-330 (109 amino acids)
Biological process (GO): termination of RNA polymerase III transcription; DNA-templated transcription
Cellular component (GO): RNA polymerase III complex
Molecular function (GO): DNA-directed RNA polymerase activity; zinc ion binding; nucleic acid binding
Source: RefSeq, a predicted model, not a curated record